AUGGAUAUCUCCAUCGAAUUCCAAUAUCAGUUGACCGCUCGAAACCCAAAAGUCCUGUUCCGCCGGUUGUUUCCACCCAGCCGAAGUUGGCACAACCUGGAAGUACUGGUAUUCCACAGAUGGAUCAGGUUAGCAAGCCUCCUGCACCGUCAUCCUUUCCUGAUCCGAGCCAAUUCGCUGUUCCCACAAGUAUGCCAGCACCGAACAACUUCACGCUUCCCCCAUCAUUUCCUCCGCCUGUUCCUAGCAUUUAUGGUGCACAAUCCACGUCGGCUCCCUCUGCUCAGGCCCCACAUGGUCAUGGAGAUGGGCACGCUCAUGAUGAUCACGGCCAUGGACAUAGUCAUGCUCAUAAUGACCAUGGGCACAAUCACUCACACAGCCCCUCUCCAGCACCAGCACAGCCUCCACAACCUCCGCAGAUGUACCAACCUCCUCCCGUAA
Molecule: messenger RNA, 444 nt
Organism: Cooperia oncophora
Lineage: Eukaryota; Metazoa; Nematoda; Chromadorea; Rhabditida; Trichostrongylidae
Source: the annotation of a GenBank genome assembly